Messenger RNA from Thlaspi arvense, 1767 nucleotides. NCBI's taxonomy places the organism in Eukaryota, Viridiplantae, Streptophyta, Magnoliopsida, Brassicales, Brassicaceae. The record is from the annotation of a GenBank genome assembly.
UCGUGGAGGUUUCGUGGGUUUCCCUUAAUUUUCCAGAUUCCGGAGAAUUUCCACAAGAUGUUUGGAUUUGGGUGUGACUGUUUUCACUGGAGCCGAGGAGUCUCCGACUUUGAUUUGGAAUCGUCAGAGCCAAAGCCUUUCUCGCUUCCGUCUCCUCUUCCUUGCUGGCCACAAGGUCAAGGUUUUGCCACGGGAAGAAUAAACCUUGGAGAAAUAGAAGUGGUGAAAAUCACCGAGUUCCAUAGAGUUUGGAGCUCUGAUUCACCUCACGGGAAAUCAAAACGCGCAACAAUUUACAGAGCCGAGGAAAUUCCGAAAGGUUUCCACUGCCUUGGUCACUAUUGCCAGCCAACCGAUCAGUCCUUGAGAGGUUAUAUACUUGCAGCUCGAGCUACCAAACCAGUCAAUGCUGAUGAUCCCCCGCCGCUGAAAAAGCCACUGAGCUAUUCUUUAGUUUGGAGUGCAGAUUCAGAGAGAAACGGCCGUGGCUAUUUCUGGCUACCGAAUCCUCCGAUAGGUUACAGAGCAAUGGGAGUUGUUGUAACCGGUGAACCAGGGGAGCCUGAAGCAGAGGAGGUUAGAUGUGUAAGAGAGGAUCUUACAGAGAGUUGUGAAACCUCUGAGAUGGUACUUGAGGUGGGUUCUUCAAAGAAGUCGAACCGCUCUGGUUCACCUUUCAGUGUGUGGAGCAUCCGACCUUGCGAGAGAGGGAUGCGGUCACAAGGUGUAGCUGUUGGUUCCUUCUUUUGCUGCACUUAUGAUCUGUCUUCUGGUAGGACGGUCCGUGAUGUUGCAUGCUUAAAGAAUCUUGAUCCCGCCUUACACGCGAUGCCAAACCUCGACCAGGUCCACGCGGUUAUCGAACACUACGGACCAACAGUCUACUUCCACCCUGAAGAGAGUUACAUGCCUUCCUCCGUACAAUGGUUUUUUAAAAACGGAGCUUUGUUAUAUCGGUCAGGGAAAUCGCAGGGAGAACCGAUCAACUCCACAGGCUCGAACUUGCCUGUUGGAGGGUGUAAUGAUAUGGAAUUCUGGAUAGAUCUUGCCGAAGACGAAGAAGCAAAGAGUGAUCUCAAGAAAGGAAACCUCGAAAGCGCUGAGCUCUACGUUCACGUGAAACCAGCACUUGGUGGAACCUUCACCGACAUAGUGAUGUGGAUUUUCUGCCCCUUUAAUGGCCCGGCCACACUCAAAAUCGGGCUCUUCACUUUGCCUAUGACCAGAAUAGGAGAACACGUAGGUGAUUGGGAACAUUUCACUUUCCGUGUAUGCAACUUCUCUGGUGAGCUUUGGCAAAUGUUCUUCUCUCAGCAUAGCGGCGGUGGUUGGGUUGAUGCGUCGGAUAUUGAGUUUGUUGAAGGUAACAAAGCGGCUGUGUACUCAUCUAAACACGGGCAUGCUAGUUUCCCUCACCCGGGAAUGUAUCUCCAAGGCUCGUCCAAGCUCGGGAUUGGAGUGAGAAACGACGUUGCGAAAAGUGAGUACAGUUUGGAUUCUAGCCAAAGGUAUGUGAUUGUAGCUGCUGAGUAUUUAGGUAAAGGAGCUGUGGCUGAGCCGUGCUGGUUACAGUAUAUGAGAGAAUGGGGUCCAAUCAUAGCCUAUGAUUCAGGGUCUGAGAUCAAUAAGAUCAUCAAUCGUCUUCCUCUGGUUGUUAGGUUCUCUGUUGAGAACAUUGUGGAUUUGUUUCCCAUAGCUCUUUAUGGAGAAGAAGGCCCCACUGGGCCGAAGGAGAAGGAUAACUGGGAAGGAGAUGAGCUGUGUUGA